Molecule: messenger RNA, 1189 nt
Organism: Mytilus trossulus (common blue mussel)
Lineage: Eukaryota; Metazoa; Mollusca; Bivalvia; Mytilida; Mytilidae
Product: intraflagellar transport protein 43 homolog
Exons: 10
Coding region: 140-880 (246 amino acids)
Biological process (GO): intraciliary retrograde transport
Cellular component (GO): intraciliary transport particle A; cilium
Source: RefSeq, a predicted model, not a curated record
UUAAAACAAAUGUAAGAAACAUGUGCACACUUUAUAUGAAACAAUUAAUAGAAGAUUACAACUGCACAUAUUAUGGAAUGAAACAAUGAGGAGAUUAAAUAUGCUCCAGGACAACGAUUGAUAGCGUCCGGUGAUUAUUAUGGAAAGCGCAACUAAAGUGUUAAACACCGGGAUUGUUAAUAUUCUUGCUUCAAACGUAUCAAACAACACAGGUUUAUUAUUCCCACAUUUUAAAUUGAAGGGUACUGCUAAAACAGGGAGAAGAGCUCAACAGAAAACAGCAAAUCCACCAGAUGCUCCUGAUUUUGAAGCUAGCGUAGAAAACUCACCAAAGGCACCAAAGUCAAGACAGCCGGCUGGAAGACAAGAACCUGAUGAGCCUCCAAAACCUUCAAGAGUGUCUGGAUGGGGUGAAGAUAAUCCGCGUAAAAGUCGGAAACUUGGUGAAGGAUUUGAAAACAUUGAAGAUGAUGUACUAGCAGAUAUUGACGAUAUUGUUGGUGAGAGAUUAAGACCCAGAACUCCUGAAGAUGAUAAUGAAUCUGAUACAGAUAUACCUGUUAUACCAGAUCUAGAAGAACAACAAGACGAUGAUAUGACAGUCAAAGUAGCAAUAGCUCCAAAUGUUGCAGUUAACAGAGUGGCAACCUACAGAGAACUAGAUAAUGACCUUUUAAGGCAGGCAGCUUUUACAACUCUGGAUAAUGAUAUAGAUCUUAAGUUACUGACUAAGAAUUUAUCUACAGAAGCAGAUUUAAUAGAAGAGGACAAGCCUUGGGACUGGGAUAGACUGUUUACAGAAGUGACGUCAGAACUGUUAUCACAACUAGACACUACUGAAGAAACAAGUGAUAACCAAGAGAUCAAUCAAACCGUGUGAUAUUGUUGUUAUUGUUGUUAUUGUUGUUAUUAUUUAUAUUAUUAAUUUUGAAUGAGAAGGCAUUGUAUAAAAUAAUGGAAGUGACUAGACAUUAUAUGAUAUUGAAGUUUUCAACAACAUUCCCAUUAUUGAUACAACUCUGUAAAGAAAUUGGUGUUUUUUUAAAAUGCCAUUGAUUGUUGUGUGAAGAUAAUUCUUUAAAAGAUUUUUGAAAAGAAAAUAUACAUCUGAUACACACGUGUGACAUAAAAUUUAUACAGAAAUUCUUCUUGUUAGAUCCGUCCAACAUAAUAUUUUUCAUAUACUACA